Molecule: messenger RNA, 1396 nt
Organism: Brachypodium distachyon (stiff brome)
Lineage: Eukaryota; Viridiplantae; Streptophyta; Magnoliopsida; Poales; Poaceae
Exons: 4
Coding region: 210-1070 (286 amino acids)
Source: RefSeq, a predicted model, not a curated record
AAGGAAGAGCGCACUGGAUGCCUUGCUUGCGGCAGCAAAAGUCGCAAAGUCACCAAAGCGCCAUGCGUGCAUGCAGAGAUCAUGGUGCCACAACACAUCCUAAAAGCAAAUUAGUGAAACGGAACGAACAUAACGCCGGAUCACCAAGACGAUCCCUGAACCCCACCCAGAUUGCAGCCGUCAGCCGCGCUGAGAGACCAACCUAGCACAUGGAAUCCUCGCUCUGCACACCAUCUCACGCGAUGGCGACCAGAGCGCAUGCCGCUCCGUCGACGGCUUCCCCGCGCCGUGCCAGCACGUCGCCGUCCCUGUCGCUGCUGCAGCCAGGACGCCUGAGGGCUCGCGCCGUGCGCGCGCAUUCAAGGGCGCCGGAGCCGGAGCCAGAGCCCCAGGCAGCGCUGCCCAGGACGACCGCGCUGAGGGUGGGCGCCGGCGUGGCGCUCGCUCUGGCAUUGGGCAGCGCGUCGUGGGCGGCGCCGCCCUGGCGCGGCGGCGGGGGCGCCGGGACCGCCCUCGUGCAGCCGGCCGCUUUGAUGUGCACGCUCAAUGCCGUCGCGGACGGGGCGGAGCGGGGCGGCGCCGGUAUCCCGGCGGCGGUGCCCGGCGUGAGGACGAGCGUGGACGCGCUCUCGGACUCGCUGUUCCGGCGCGAGGACGCGCCCAGGGACCGCGCCACCCUCACGGACCUCGUCUUUGAGCAAGUCACCAAGGAGCACAUCGGCGACAGGGGAAAGCUGACGAGCCUGCUGCAGAAGGAGUGGGCGGCGUCCCGCGACUCGGAAAGGAAGCUCGACCUCGGCCUGCUGCUCACUGAUGUGCUCGUCAACCAGAGAGAGUGGCAAAGGGCAAAAGAAGUUUGCCAGCAACUGACGGGGCGCUACCAACGUGACUCGAGGCCAUACCUACAUUUGGCUGUCAUUAACAUGAUGAUGGCAGUGGAGACCAUGCUGUCUCCGGAAACGGCCACCGCUGAUGAAAUCGAGAAGAUGUCCAAGAACGCCAUGGACGCCUGGAAAGAAUUCAAGAACAAGUACGAGUUAGCCAAGGGAGCAACGGAGUCCAGCGCCUGACCACCUGAUACAGUGCUUGCCUGAAGCCAAAGCUUUCUGUUGAGUGUUGAGUGUUGAAGUUUCUGGUCUUCGUUGUGUCUUAACAGCGUAGUUGCGUGUGAAGUUGCUUCCAUGCUUGUGACCGAAAUGUACUCACCAAGCCCUAUUUGUUUGUGUUUCCAAAAAAAAGUGUUAUAUGUUUCAUAUUGUAAUUACUUACCGAAAUUUAUAUUCGGCUAGUUGUGUUUAGAAAAUCAUGCCGGCAGUAUAUUCAGAACUGAAAAAGGAGACGAUGGAAUACUGAAUUUGUAUGCACCUUAUUCACUAGUGAUUUUUAACCAAGAAAA